CGGCGCCAUGGUGCUGUUGGAGAGCGAGCAGUUCCUCACGGAGCUGACCCGGCUCUUCCAGAAGUGCCGGCUCACGGGCAGCGUGUUCAUCACCCUCAAGAAGUACGACGGCCGCACCAAGCCCACUCCCAGAAAGGGGUCCCUGGACGGCUUCGAGCCCGCUGACAAGUGUCUGCUAAGAGCCACGGACGGGAAGAGGAAGAUCAGCACGGUGGUGAGCUCCAAAGAAGUGAAUAAGUUUCAGAUGGCUUACUCAAAUCUGUUGAGAGCUAACAUGGAUGGCCUGAAGAAGAGGGACAAAAAGAACAAGAGUAAGAAGAGCAAAGCAGCACAGUGAAGUACAGACAAUCUCCUUCCUCCAGCCAUGGAGAUUUUUUUUUUUUUUUUUACUUUCUACCACAUAGCUAGAUAUCUGGUUCCCCUGCUUCCCUGCAAUAACUGUUCUCAUGUGAGAUGAAAUCAUUUUGGAUAAAAGAACUGUAUUUACAGGGUAGUUGUAAGAGCCCAGUUUAUUUUAGGUUGCCAACUGGUCUGUGUCCCAUGGUUGUAAAUGUCUGAAUUACAGUUUAAGGUCUCUCAAGUCAUGUGUGUGAACAGCAGUGUAUUAUUAAACUCAUCUAUU
Suncus etruscus (white-toothed pygmy shrew) is the source of this 622-nucleotide messenger RNA. It is a transcript of the gene SRP14, whose product is annotated as signal recognition particle 14. Lineage: Eukaryota; Metazoa; Chordata; Mammalia; Eulipotyphla; Soricidae. Gene Ontology annotation, biological process: SRP-dependent cotranslational protein targeting to membrane. The record is from RefSeq and is a predicted model, not a curated record. Gene Ontology annotation, molecular function: endoplasmic reticulum signal sequence receptor activity; 7S RNA binding. Gene Ontology annotation, cellular component: signal recognition particle, endoplasmic reticulum targeting. The coding region runs from base 8 to 337 and encodes 109 amino acids. The transcript is spliced from 4 exons.